Molecule: messenger RNA, 2496 nt
Organism: Dichotomopilus funicola
Lineage: Eukaryota; Fungi; Ascomycota; Sordariomycetes; Sordariales; Chaetomiaceae
Exons: 1
Coding region: 1-2496 (831 amino acids)
Source: RefSeq, a predicted model, not a curated record
AUGGCCGGCAUGGCCCGACACGGCUCCGUCGGGGCCUACAACGGGUUCUCCGUGUGCCAGCCGGCACUCGGAGCUUCCCUGCAGUGGCUCCCCGCGAUUGGCACCGCGGAACUUGACGACAUGAUCAACGCCUUCCUCCCUGGUCCCGCGUCCAUCCAGGACAAGCGCGCCCACAUCUCCAUGGACUUCUUCGAGUACUGCCGACUGACCGGCGAGACCCUGAAGUUCUACCCCCUCCCUGCGACCACCUUCACUCCCGUGACCGCCUCUCCUGCGACUUCGGUCCUCUACGACUCGGGCUAUGCGUCCAGCUUCAACCACUCCCCAGUCCUCUCGGAUCAAGGGUCGUGGACGCAGUCCCCGCCCACCUUCGGUGCGGCGACGUCCGAGGCCAAGACCAAGUCGUCGCGGUCCUCCGUCUCCAAGAAGUCCAGCAACUCUAGCUCGCGCCAGCAGACGGUGGACUUUGCGAGCCACCCGGGGAUGCGCAUCCUGACCAAGGAUGGCCGUGACGUGACCAACUCGGCGUCCCGGGGGUGCAAGACCAAGGAGCAGCGGGAUCACGCCCACCUGAUGCGCAUCAUCAAGGCAUGCGACGCGUGCAAGAAGAAGAAGGUCCGCUGCGACCCCAGCCACAGGAAGAGGACCGCCUCGCAAACAUCACCCUCGCAGUCAGAACAGAAGCCGGCGAAGAAGGCGAAGAAGGCAGAGGAGCCACCACCUGCACCAGUCGUCAAUGCUGCGGCCAUGGAUUUUACCCCGGCCGGUGAUUUCACCGCUGAGACCUUUGACUUCUCAUCCUUGGAAGUCGACAACUACCUCCAGCAAGAUUCUGAAGAGUUCUGGAACGAGUUCAUCGCCCUUGACCAGGCGCCAGCACCGGCAGUCAACCCCGCGACCAGCGUCGAUGACUUCCUCUUUGACUCUUUCACCGACUUCCAGAGCUUCAUCUCCCCCAGCUCGGAUUCGUCAUCCUCGACUCCUCCUUCUCAGAUCCUCACUCCGGUCACUCCAGAUCGCUCUCGCCAGUCCCCGAUUGCCGGCCCUGUUUCCGACCUCACCUCCGACGUUGCGGAUGUAAUCUCUUCGGCCGACCUAUCCGUCCCGUACCUCAACCCGGGAGUCGCGCACGGCACCGAUUAUAUCGACUUCAACCUGUACUCACCUGGGCCUGAAGUGUAUGAGGAGGAUCCCGUACUCCAACUACGGGAGCUUGGCAGCCAACAACACUCGCCACAAUCAACCAGUUCCGUCGCCAGCCACACGUCCGCCCACAGUUCACCUCGCAGGUCGGAAGCCGGUGUUGUUACCCAGCUAAGCGAGCCUGGCCAACAACAAUAUCUCGCUACCUCGCCUCGUGAGACCUGGUACUAUGAUCCUGGGGAUACGCCGGAUGUCGAAGCACCGCCUGGAGCCGAGCACGCAAGCACGAACCGGCGCCUGACCACCAAUCACAACAGGCUAAUCGGGGAAACACACGGCGGCUACUACAGCCACAGGCGCGCUGCCAGCGAUGGUUCUCUUGCCGGUUCUUCUCGCGUCGCCGCCCAGCCUACCACCGCCGAGUCGCAUGCACCUCUUGAAUCGUCUGCCUCGUCUGGCGCUGUGUUCGCCAACAGUGCGCUGUCGUCGGUUAGUCCGAGCAGGAUCGCCGGACCCAGGAGGAUAACUACUACAGUGCCUGCUACAGCACCACGUGGGAACUGUAUACCGGCACCUCCUGCCGGCCCGCUUGCGACGAUAGCAGCAGCUGCUCGUCAACCUGGCACGCCUGACUCUGACGCGUAUGUCAAGGCAUCGCCGCCAGCAGCAAUUGCAACUGCAGCAGCACCACGUGGCCGCGCUUCACUGCGCACGACGCUCGCGGCACGCCCGACGGUCCUCGCGACUUCAUCACGGAAGGUUGCCGAUGGAACCGUCCGUGCCGGCGCGCUGGGCUCCGGCAAGCGGUACACAGCCAACCUGAGCGACUGCUCAACGGACCGCUGCUCUCUGGAUACCCGCCCUCUUGAGGAACAACAGCAUGCCAAGCAGCAGCCCACUGUUGCGGGCAAUGUCGCGCUAGCAACAACUGUGUUGUUCUCGACCCUGCCGACGCGGCGCAACGUCGCUGGGGAAGGCGUGCCGUCUGACGGCGCGUUCUUCUUCCAGCUUGCCGUGUUCGGUCUUGUCUCCAUCCUUUGCGCCUCUGCUGUCUUGCAGCAGUACGCGCACUCGGCUAGUCAAAUCAGCCUCGUCAACAUUCUAGCCAUCACAAGCAUGUCUUUGGCCCGGUUCGCCUUGUGGCGCGCCGGGCCACCGUCGCGCGGCGUGUCCUCCAUCGCCGCCGACACGAAAACCUUGCCGCCGUCCGGCCUCUUUGACAACAUCAUGUCGAUGGGCCGCCGCCAGUCGGUCGUCACGGGGUGUCCGACGGACCAACGGUCCUCGGUGUCCCGGUGGGCGAGAAGCAUCCUGCCUCGCCUACGGACAUCGGCGCCACUGCUGGGGAUGUAA